AGAAUAAGUACGACAAUUACUUAUGAUUAUCAGGAGUAUGCUAGAAGAGAGUGAGAGUAGUCGUAAGUUUUUGGACGACGAGAACACGUGAUCGAAGCUACAAGUAAAGAUCAUGUGGAUCAUGAAUCAGUAUCCAUGAAGCAACAUCGCCGCUCUUGUUUGACAGAGGCUUCCUUUCUGUUUCGACGCUGCCAGUAGAAGCGCAAGAGAAGGAGAGUCAAUUAUAUGUCGUGCCGCUCGUGGUCUUUUCUCGAAUACAUGCUGUGAAGGAGAUCGCCAUGGCGAUGACCGAUCUCCAAACUGCGUCCGACCUGAGAUCUCAACUUCCCCCCGCGAACCACAUUCUCGACGAGAUCGAGGAGAUCCUCCUCGCCACCGCUUUGCAGCACCACGCGCAGUCCGUGCUGACCAGCAAAAAACAAACGACCGACCGAAAAAUCGCGACGCAGCUGCGACGGAACCAAGGUUAUGACUUGGAAAGUAAGAAGUAGUACAGCUACAGUAAUAUCGCAUGCAUAACUGGCACGGGCUGGAAAUCAUUCUUCAUGAUGUGUUCCUUCAUGUAGUCUGGAUGUGGCAUUAUCAGAUCAUUUGUUUCGCUUUCGAAGCCCUAGUACGGUCCAAAUGCAAAUGCAUUGAAUGAAGAUACCAUAGUACUACUACUUUCCGCUCUCCAUUGCACCGUUUGGCGGCAAGUGCAACAAGAGUUGCGUUUGAAAAGUUGGCUGUACACCCAAUUCUAUGAAAUGCAAAUAUGUCUGGGUCUGGAAACUUGUGAUGCUGGUUGGCGAAUCAAGAGAACGCCAGAAAUGACGGCUCAGCAUGACAGGUUUUUGAGUCGCUAGGUGUUGCCUAUUCUGCAUGAGAAACUGGGUUUUUGCAUGACACAAAAGUGGCGCUUUUGGGUACCUUGCAUGACAGACUUGACAGUCAUGCUAGCAGAGCAUGACAAACCUGGCAUUUUUCCAGACCCAGACAUAUUUGCAAUGCAUAAAUUCGUCGAGCACGCACUUUACGGAAACGGUACCUCCAGCGUCAGUGAAGCGAAAAAUCUUUACUUGCCGAGCAGGGAAAAAGAGGCGUUUUACGAAGAGGCAGAAGACCGACUGUGGGAUGGUAUAAUUCUUUUUGCAGCAAGUGAUGUAUGACAUUAACAUCACAUGUCGAUUAUGGGAAGAAUUUUGACUAACUUAAGAAGACCUGGAAUCACAGCACUGUGUGCAAGAACGUAAAGAUCUUGCUAAACCACCUUUCAAUUUUAACUACAGUCGUCCUCCGCAGUCAGCAGUGGCGGCACCACGCGGCCAAUCCGAAAAAUUUUUCGACGGGAACAAACCGCGACCAGAACAAUAAAGCCCUCGCGACAAGCAAAAAUACCUCCUUGGGACAAACAUCGUCCUCCUCCAGAAUGCGUGGCGGUGCCGUCCCGUUCUCGCACGGAGGCACAGGACGAGACACCAGUGCAGCCAGCUUCUUGGAUAAGCAAGGCGGUAAUACCAUCAAUGGUGGCACCGCUUCAUCAUCUUCAUCCGAGCGGUAUAGCAACGUAAAAGGAGGAGCUGCAGCUGGGAUGAAUCCGCGAUCGGCACAUAAAAAUACUGCGAGAGCGUAUGGAUCUUCAGGAUCGCAAUAUCCACUUCUCUCAGGACAACAUCAAUCCAGCUCCUCCUCCUCUUCGAGCCGACCCACUUCGCCGAUGAGAGCGAAAGGAUAUUACUACAACUCGGCUACUACUUCAGACAGGAAUAUUAAGACCUCGAGUACCACGACCAGAUUGAAUCUGGUGCAGCAACAGCAGCAACAGAAUAAAUUUGCGCCAAAUAGUAGACGACCUUUAUUUUCGUCCUCGUCUAGGUCAUCUUCUACUACUUCGAACUACAAUUUGAAAAGUGGAGCCUUUUCAACAUCAUUCGGCGGUUCCGGACCAGGGCCGCCGAUGAAUUUUACCAGUCGCGGGGGGAAAAAUGAAAUUACAAGUGGAGCUUUGGCUACAGCAACUCCUGGUGUAGCUUCGGCGAGUAGUGGUAAAAAAAUGACAACAUCAGCAGGAGGAACUGCCUCUAGUACAACCGUCGAAACAAGCAACAACAUUAAAGGCAGACCCCUUUUGCAUGUGGACGCCAGUUUGGAAGACCCGGUGGCGGUUUCGGCAAUACACAAAAUUCGCAAAGCCACGUCGGAAGUCCACCAAUUCAUCGAAGAACGGUUCCACAACGUCAGUAGUGGUGGAGGCGGUGGUGCUGUGAAUUGAAUUGUGCAGGCACUGCUGCAAUGAUGAAACAAAUAAGCGGAAUCAUAAGAAUUUUUUCUACACGUACUAAAGAGAACGCCCGCGACCAUAUGGUUGCUCUAUAAUAUUCAGCUCAAAGUGAUGAAAAGCGCGAGGAGAAGAUGACACUCAGCUGAAACUGUAGCCGCGUAA
Amoebophrya sp. A120 is the source of this 2422-nucleotide messenger RNA. Lineage: Eukaryota; Dinophyceae; Syndiniales; Amoebophryaceae. The record is from the annotation of a GenBank genome assembly.